This is a messenger RNA of Maudiozyma saulgeensis, 2097 nucleotides long. The record is from the annotation of a GenBank genome assembly. NCBI's taxonomy places the organism in Eukaryota, Fungi, Ascomycota, Saccharomycetes, Saccharomycetales, Saccharomycetaceae.
AUGGGUAAAACAUCAAAGGCUACUAAGAAAUUUCAGAGUAAGCAUCUGAAGCAUACUUUAGAUCAUAGAAAGAAAGAAAAACUUCAAAAACAAAAGAUUAAAGGUCGUCGUGGUAACAAGACUGAAGAAGAAAAGGUUAGGAGUGCUUUAACCAGAGAUGAUCAAAAAUUAAAACAAUCUGCAAAGGAAGAAGUCUUCAAGGAUAUGUCUGUUGAAGAAUAUUUCGACAAGGGAAUCGAACUACCAAAAGAGAAUAAGAAAUCAAAAGCUGCAAGAAAGGCUAAAUCCGAAGAAAAUGAUGAUUCAUCUUCUGAAGAAGAAGAUAUGGCAACUUCAAUGGCCACUUUAUCCAAAAAUGAUCCAGAAUUCUUCAAGUAUUUACAAGAUAACGAUAAAGGUUUAUUAGAUUUUGGUGGCUCAAAUCCAUUGGAUGCAAUUAGUGACGAUGAGAAUGAUAAGGAAACCGAAAAGGUUACAGGCGAUCAACCUGUUCAAAAGAUCGAACUAACUGUCAUCUUAGUUAGAAAGUGGAAGAAAGAUCUUCGUGAGAAACCAACGUUAAAAUUAUUAAGAAACGUUGCUGUAGCUUUCAAAGGCGCUGUUAAUAUGAAUAAUGACGAGCAUCUAGAAGAGUACAAAUAUACUAUUUCCGAAGAAAAGGCGUUCCAAGAAUUAAUGUUCGUUGCACUAAAGGAUUUACCAACCGCCGUUCAAAAAAUGGUUCCUUACAAGAUUAUCAAAGAUUCUAGAACUUUACCAUCUAAUAAAAAUGUUUCUAAAAUUUCUUCUAUCAUCAAGGCUCAUUGUGCAUCUUUAUUAGUAUUAUUGAAUGAUAUCACUAAUACUGAAACUGCCGCAAUGGUUUUACAUUCUGUUAAUCAAUUCUUACCAUAUAUUAUUUCUUACAGAAGAAUUUUGAAAGAAAUUAUUAAAAGUGUUGUUGAAAUAUGGGCAACUAGUAGAGAAGUGGAAACCCAAAUUGCAUCAUUUGCUUUCUUGCAUAAUGCAUCCAAGGAAUUCAAGAAGGCUAUGCUCGAAUCUGUCUUAAAAUCUACAUAUUCAACAUUUGUUAAAAACAGUCGUAAGACAAAUAUCCGUACCAUGCCACUGAUUAACUUCCAAAAGAAUUCUGCUGCUGAAUUAUUUGCAAUUGACGAAUUACUAAGUUAUCAAGUUGGUUUUGAAUAUAUCAGACAAUUGGCAAUUCAUCUUAGAAAUACUAUGAACGCAACCACAAAGAAAACUAGUAAAGCUAACCCAGCAGAAGCUUACAAAAUUGUUUACAACUGGCAAUUCUGUCAUUCCUUAGAUUUUUGGUCCCGUGUUCUGUCAUUCUCCUGUAAUCCUGAGAAAGAACAAGGUCACGUUUCACCACUAAGAGAAAUGAUUUUCCCAUUGGUCCAAGUAACCAUUGGUGUUACCAGAUUGAUCCCAACAGCUCAAUUUUUCCCAUUAAGAUUCUAUCUAGUUAGAUCUUUGAUUAGAUUGUCCCAAAAUACAGGUGUAUACAUUCCGAUUUUCCCAAUCCUUUCUGAGAUUCUUUCAUCUACUGCUUUCACUAAAGUACCAAAAAAGAAAGAAAAUUUGGAAGCAUUUGACUUUGAUCAUAACAUUAAAUGUACCCAGGCCUAUUUGGGAACUAGAGUUUAUCAAGAAGGUUUGGCUGGUCAAUUCGUUGAUUUACUUGGGGAAUUCUUUAGUUUGUACUGUAAAAGUGUGUCAUUCCCAGAAUUAGUAACACCAGCAGUAAUUGUUCUCCGUCGUUAUAUCAAGAACUCUAAAAAUGUUAAAUUCAACAAACAACUAUCGAACGUUGUCGACAAACUACAACAAAACUCUAAAUUCAUUGAAGAACAGAGAUCAGAAAUUGAUUUCAGUCCAAACAAUAAAACUGAAGCAAAUAGAUUCCUAAACGACGUUCCAUGGAAGAAGACCCCAUUAGGUGCUUAUGUUAUUGUUCAACGUGAAGUUAAAGAUGAAAAAGCAAAGAUUCUAAGAGAAUCUGUAGAAGAAGAUGAUAGAGAGAAGGAAAGAGCUAAGAAGACCGAGGAGGACGAUUCUGAGGAGGAUGAGGAGGAUGUCGAGAUGUCUGACUAA